AUGAAACAACAAUUAACAAGUAGUUUUGAUCAAUACUUGUCUGUUAUAAAUAAUUCCAACUCAAGGGCUAUCAGUACACCUUCAUAUCUUAGUAAUAACACUAGUAGUUCUGCUUCUUCGAUUAUCAGUCCAACAACUCCAACACCAAAAAUUAUGGCAAGCCCUAGUUCCUCUCCCAAAUCCUCGAAUUUAAACAAAUCAUUUGGUUCUCCUGCAGCAUAUCAAAUAAAUUCCACUUCAAAUACUGCCGCUAUUUCUAAUAUUAACAGUAAUAUUAACAGUAAUAUUAACAGUGAUAGUAAUAAUAAUAAUAAUAAUAAUAAUAAUAAUAAUAAUAAUAAUAAUAAUCUCAAUAAUUAUCCAGAACAGAAUAACAAUAUCCUUGAUUUGAACAUCAAUAAUAUCAGAGAGAAAAACCAAGGUUUUUUCAAUAGAAACUUGGUAUUUAAUCAAUACGCGAAUUUACCUCCAUUAAACACCUUACCUCCCUCAAAUUUUUUGGAUGCCAAUAAUAACACCAAUAUCAUAAAUAACAUAAAUACAAUUAACAAUAUUCAUCAACAAAAUAGAAACAAUAGAAAUCUUUUAUUGUUGGAUAAUAAUCAAAUGAAUGACUACCAAAAAUAUCAGUAUCAGCAACAGUGUCAAUACCAAUACCAAUAUCAAUAUAAUAAUCAAAUUAUGGAUCCAGGUAUUAAUACAAAUCUUAAUACAAAUCUCAAUGCAAAUUUCAAUGCAAAUUUCAAUGCGCCAAACUACAAUUUGCCUCAAUUAGUAUAUUCGCAACCUAUGCCAUCAAGUUUGCCAAUACUCCCCUAUCCAAUAAUUAAUCAAAACUGUCUAGCAUAUAAUUAUAACUCAGUUUUUCCUUCAGUUGAAAAAUCACAAUUUUCUUCAAUAUCGCCCUUGCUGAUCACAACUAGUAUUCCAUCAAUAAAUACCCUUUUAAAUCCACUAAUAACUUCACAGCCUACAAACGCUAUAAAUUAUGGAAACAAUCAUCUUCAACCUGAUUCCUUUCAGUCUCAAAAAAAUCAUAUUGUUACAAAUUUAUUUGAUGGAAAUAACAACAAAGUACCAAUAACUGAAUCUACUAUUAAUGCAGCUAUAGAGACUGCUCAGGAUUCUGCUGUUAAAGAAUCAGGUCUACCACGUCGUAGACGACGUAGAAAUAAACCUAAUAAAGAAAAUAAUUUAAAUCAACAACCAAGACUACUUGGGUUUUCAAACGACAACUUAAUUGAUAUAAAUUCUGUCAUCACUCAGGGUAUAAAUGGGAAUACUGAAUCCGAAGAAAUUUAUGUUUGUGAUAUGUGUGGCAAAAGUUUUAAUAAACCAUACAAUUUAAGAUCACAUUUAAGAACACAUUCCAAUAAAAAGCCAUAUGCCUGUAGCACUUGUGGAAGAAAAUUUGCUAGAACUCAUGACAGAAAGAGACAUGAAGCAUUACAUGAUGGUAUUAAAAAGUAUAAAUGUGGUGGUAUAUUGAAAAAUGGCACCAAAUGGGGAUGCAAUAAAAAAUUUGCAAGAGCAGAUGCACUUGGAAGACAUUUUAAGACUGAAACUGGUUGGCUUUGCUUAAGACCAGUGCUAUUAUUUGAAGCGCAAAAAGAUAAUAGAUCAAUGAAAACUUCAGCAAUAAAUAGUGAAGCCGAUGGAUUAAAUGAUGAAGCUUCUAUUGGAACGUUAAAGUCAAGAAAUAGCAAUUUUUUAAAUUUUGAUUUGGAUAGUGAAUCAUUUGAGAAUACUAAACAGUUAUUAAUGUCAGCUACUGGAACAAAUCUAUCAAAUAUUUCUAGAUUAUUGGCAACAAGUGAUGAAUUGAUAAGCAACUAUGGAGAAGAAUUUUUAGCAGGAUUAAAUUUUGACAAAAAAAAUUUAUCAAAUGAAAGUUUGGUAGCUGAUACAAAUAACGAAGAAGUAGAAUUUCAAAAUAACAACAAUAACAAAAAUUAG
Messenger RNA from Ascoidea rubescens DSM 1968, 1956 nucleotides. Its product is annotated as C2H2-type zinc finger protein. Gene Ontology annotation, biological process: regulation of transcription by RNA polymerase II. The record is from RefSeq and is a predicted model, not a curated record. Gene Ontology annotation, molecular function: DNA-binding transcription factor activity, RNA polymerase II-specific; RNA polymerase II cis-regulatory region sequence-specific DNA binding. The transcript has a single exon. The coding region runs from base 1 to 1956 and encodes 651 amino acids. NCBI's taxonomy places the organism in Eukaryota, Fungi, Ascomycota, Saccharomycetes, Ascoideales, Ascoideaceae.